AUGCCUGCAGACAUCUUCAUCGCCAAGAGAAAUUUUCAUACAAAUAAGCACGACAAGCAUACCCCAGCAAGCAUCUAUACCUUGGCUCUAGUGCUUUAUCAUGGUAUGCGAACCACACGAUGCGACUUCAUCCGCCAUACCCCACUUCAAUGUGACGAUCCUCCACCGCCAGUGUCGCUACAUGCUUCUUCGGUCUUAGCUUGUGGCCUAUCUCGUCUUUCCAGUGCAACAUUACGACACCGAAGGAAGCGUUAUCGAAUGGCUGGUCGGAUCGUGUGCGGCUGCCUGCCCAGGUUGAACCAUGUAGAGAAUCGAACUCAACUUCACUUCGCAACUCUCAACGAUCAUCUCUGUAUGUAUUCACAUUGUAGACUGACGCCGGCCAUGCAAAAGUCACAGCUAGCAGCAGCUCUGCUGCACAUUGCUGGUGCUUAUGGCACAUCCGACAGCACACCUUCUCGGCUUGAAUCACGACAGGCAAGACCCAGCACAUAUGCAGCUCACACAAUCGACCAACCAAUUGAUCAUGCCCAAUUUCACAACGACUGCAAGUACGAACCACACACCAACGCAACCUUCAAGCAACGCUACUUCUUCGACGACACCUACUACCAGGCAGGAGGGCCAGUCUUCCUCUACAUCGGAGGCGAGACCAGUGGCGAGAGCCGCUUCUCGAACUUGGAAACCGGCAUCAUCCAGAUCCGGAUGAAUGCCACCAACGGCCUCGGCAUCAUCCUUGAGAAUCGCUACUAUGGCGAGAGUUACCCGUACAACUCAUCUACCACGGAUGAGCUGCGUUUCUUGACUACCGAUCAAACGAUUGCGGACAAUGAGUACUUCGCCAAACAUGCCGUCUUCCCUGGCGUCAAUGGCAGCUUAAGCCCAGCGGAUACACCCUGGAUUCUGUACGGUGGCAGUUUGGCCGGUGCUCAGACCGCGUUCUCUCUGAAGACGUACCCAGGAACUCUAUGGGGUGGCAUCGCAUCAAGUGGCACUUCAUUAGCAACUUUGGGUGCCGAGACCUGGUUUGACCCAUACCAAAAGUUCGGUCCUCAAGAUUGCAUUGGCAGCCUCAACGCCAUCGUCGACAAGAUUGACGAAGUCUUCGAAAGUGGUAACGUAGCUCACAUUGCACACAUGAAGUCCAUCUUCGGCCUCCAAGACCUCACCAAUCUCGACUUCGCCCAAGCAAUCGCCUAUCCUCUGGGCAAUCCUGGUAACUAUCCCACGUCAACCUGGCAAGAACUAAACUGGCACCCAGCUUACAGCUCGGACGAUAUCUUCCUGUUCUGCACCAACAUCACAAACGCCAACGCACCCGAAAACAUCACUUCAACCGACUACACCCUCGCGCCAUACACCCGCAACGAAACCUGGACGAACCUAGGCAACUACGCAAACUACAUCAAAUCCUACCUCACGCCCGCCACCUGCGAAGCCAACCAAACAAUCAUCGACUGCUACGCCAUAACCCCCAACACAACCUCCUACAUCGGCAGUAGCGCCAACAACGCAGGCCGCUCAUAUCUCUACAGCACAUGUACCGAGCAAGGAGCCUAUCUCGCUGCACGCCAGAACAGCACCCAGCCCUCCCUCCUAUCCCGUAUCGUAACACCAGCGUACCAGCAACAAUGGUGCACAUGGGCGUUCCCAGCAGGCACACACAACAAGAUCCCAUCCACCCCCGAUUUGGACGCAUACAACAAAUUCGGUGGCAACAGCGUGAUCGCAGAUCGCCUGGCGCAUAUUGAUGGAGAGCAGGAUGUGUGGUUGCCGUUGUGUUAUCAUGCGGACAGUGCGCCGAAAAGGUUCACGAGGAAUGCGACGGAUGCGUAUUUGCAUCCGCAGCUGCUGAUCACGGGUGGAGGACACCACUGGGAUAGUUAUGGGAUUCUGGACGUCGAAGCGGAACCUUCGUUUAUCAGGGAAGCUCACCACUGGGAGAUCAGGGUUGUGAAGAAGUGGAUUGAAAUGUUCGACGAUCAGAAGAAGGGGACGUAG
Messenger RNA from Fulvia fulva, 2001 nucleotides. Its product is annotated as putative extracellular serine carboxypeptidase. Gene Ontology annotation, biological process: proteolysis. Bases 1 to 2001 code for a protein of 666 amino acids. NCBI's taxonomy places the organism in Eukaryota, Fungi, Ascomycota, Dothideomycetes, Mycosphaerellales, Mycosphaerellaceae. Gene Ontology annotation, molecular function: dipeptidyl-peptidase activity; serine-type exopeptidase activity. The record is from RefSeq and is a predicted model, not a curated record. The transcript is spliced from 2 exons.